CUGCAGUCAGCAGUGCUGCUGUAUUGUUAAGUUGUAAGUAGUUUACGUACAGUAAAAGUACUCAGCUUUCAUGAACUUUGGAUAGAAUGAGAAUUAACUGCAGGUGAAAAGAGGAUUGAUUCGGAGUGUGACAUCACAACCAGUGAUGGGGACAAACAGCCAGAGCACCACCGUCCCUGAAACUGAUGAAGACAUGUUAUUGGCUCCUGCCCCAUUAAGAGAUGACACUGCGGCGCCCAUCGGCUCUGUGAAAGGUUUAACAGAGAACUGGCAGAAGUGGUCCCAUGAGCACCAGGAGUACCAGAAGCACAACCCCUUCAGCAACAACACCAGGCCCACCAGUGUGGUUGUCCCUCAGAGGGGACAGGAUGACUAUGGGAGGCCUCUGCAGGGAUCCAUGACAGAGCAGAGAGGGAAGGAUGCUCAUACACACAUAGGCAGAGAAGUACAGGAGCUGUGUGAGGUGAUCAGGGACAUUGGAGAGCCGAUAAAUAAAGCUGACAGUGAUGGGUUGGUGAUUGCCGUUGAAUUUGGGAAGUUGUUUGAGCAUUAUGUUAGCAUCUCUAAUAAACUGGUGGGGAUUCUUCUGCGAGCAAGGAAGCAGAGGCUGGUGGACUUUGAGGGGGAAAUGCUGUGGCAGGGAAAGGAUGAUCAUGUAGUUAUAAUCCUACUUCAGUGACAAUAAGCUUGGAAAGCAGCUAAUGACUUGUUUCAAGUGACUUGCAACACAGAGCUACCUCAUGGAAGAAGACACCAGCAGGAUUGCACUUAUCAUAGCAUCUUUGAAUCAAAAAUACAUCUGUGAAAUGGGCUGAUCACAAUAAAUCAACAUGGGUGAGGAGAGGUGCUAAUGCACAGUUAUAAGAAAUUACAGAAGUAUUCAGUUGUUUAACAUCUAUUAAACUAAAGCAUAAAACAACUACAAAAGGACCUAAAAUCCUGUUAUAAGAGAGAAAUGGCCUAUGAAGUGUAUAUAUUUUAGGUUGAAUGGCCCAACCUUGUAUUAUGGGGGACUUGGCUGAUUACAAAAAAAAAAAUUUAACUUUUUGUGUAUUUAUGUCAUAUCGUGUCACCGCACACCCCACAUUUAAAAAACAGCAGUGAAAGCUUAUAGCUCAGGUCUUGGUUAAAACGAUCCUCUUUAUUUCAUUAACCAAGCUAGCUUUUCAUAUGGAGUCGAGCUGCGAAUUGUUAAUGACCCUGAAACAAAUCCAAAGAGAACAUGAGUCAGCCUGUGACAGACAAUAUGCUGCUAUAGGAUGAACUUGACCUAACUUGGCUAGAGUGCUUCGGAUCAUGUUUUUACUCCAAGUGUGCUUUGUUAUGUAGCCAACCUGAUUACAGUUUGACACUGUGGCACAAAAAAGUAAGAGAAACUGACAGUACUGGUUUGAUGAAGCCAAAACCACACACACUUUGCACUGAUCACCAAUCACUAUGCCAUAAUACCUGCUGCUAAUAAGUCAUUGCCUAUAUGUUUUAAAUUAUUAUGCAUGUAGUAGUAGAAGAUUUAUCAAUGUAAAGGUAUUUCUUAUUGUAUUUAAAUACAGACUGA
This is a messenger RNA of Cheilinus undulatus (humphead wrasse), 1555 nucleotides long. Its product is annotated as actin-binding Rho-activating protein-like. The transcript is spliced from 2 exons. Gene Ontology annotation, molecular function: actin binding. Gene Ontology annotation, biological process: positive regulation of Rho protein signal transduction. The coding region runs from base 146 to 679 and encodes 177 amino acids. The record is from RefSeq and is a predicted model, not a curated record. Lineage: Eukaryota; Metazoa; Chordata; Actinopteri; Labriformes; Labridae.